Molecule: messenger RNA, 1122 nt
Organism: Sabethes cyaneus
Lineage: Eukaryota; Metazoa; Arthropoda; Insecta; Diptera; Culicidae
Product: START domain-containing protein 10-like
Exons: 4
Coding region: 1-1122 (373 amino acids)
Molecular function (GO): lipid binding
Source: RefSeq, a predicted model, not a curated record
AUGGCUCGCAUUGCCGAAGAUAGCGAUUUCGAAGCACUGAAAAAGCUGGUCGAUGACCACCAGGGAUGGACACUGGAACUGUCAAAAUCCGAUACGCAGGUAUACACGCGACCAGUGGCCGGGUGCAACUUCAACAUGGUCAAGAUCCACACCGAGUUCGUCGAAGUUACAGCGGACACCCUGUUCGAUGUGCUGCACGAUCCAGACUAUCGCAAGGUCUGGGACUCGCACAUGCUGGCCAGUGAAGAAAUUGGUAUACUCAACGUCAACAAUGAUGUAGGAUACUAUGCCAUGUCCUGUCCUCCACCACUAAAACCUCGAGAUUUCGUUCUGCAGCGAUCAUGGCUUGACACUGGACCACAAGGGGAACAAAUGCUGUUAUCCCGCUCGGUGCCCCAUAAAAACUAUCCUCCGAAGAAGGGUUACGUGAGGGCAAUGUCCUACAUUACAGGGUUUGUUUUAAAAACCAACGUAAACUCAAAGACUGGAUGUACGUUAAAGUAUGUGGCGCACUGUGAUCCCCAAGGUACACUUCCUCCGUGGUUGGUGAAUAAGGUAACGCACACGUUGGGACCGCGAAUGGUGAAAGACCUGAAGAAAGCGGCUCUCGGGUAUAUCAGCUGGAAGCAAUCGCAGCCACAUUUACGAAAACCGUGGCGAUUUCCGGAGGAAAUCAGCGGCCCACGGAUAUCUAUCGAAGAUUGUUUGGAACAAAAAGCGCUUCCGAGUACGUCCCGACCUGCUGUUCGUAUAUUGCCUUCGCUUCCAAACUUUCCUGCGAGCAAUGGAAAAAUCAUAACCGGAAAACAAGAAUCACCAACUACACCCCGGACAGUAACACCAACUACACCUACGACAAGUAAUACAAACGGAAGUCCUAGUAUUAGUAAAAAGGAUGAAAAAAAGGAGAAAAAGUUGCUGGCAAAAAAAGAGAAAGCGGAGGCGAAACUAAAUGCUAGCAUCACAAAUGGUUGUAGUAGCGGUAGUAAUAGCACUAGUAGUAGUAGUAAGAAAGACGCAAAAAAAGCAAACAAGGAAUGCAAAGAUGACAGUAGCAUCAAAGACAAGAAAAAAGACGGCGGUCUGAAGAAGCGGAGGUCAUUGUUGAGUUUAAAAUUCUAG